AUGCUGGUACAUCUGCUGCUGCUAUGGCUGCUUCUGAGGGUGACAGUUUGCAAUGAGAGUAGUCCAAGCCCAUGUGGGACAGAUGAGUUCCAAUCUGAGACCUUCUGCUGCCAACUUUGUCCUGCUGGCACCCACCUCAUUAAAUCAUGCCAGAGGAACCACAGUGAGAGUGAGUGUGUCCCGUGUGAGCUUGAAAACUUCAUGAACCACCACAACAGGGAGUCUUCCUGCUUUCGCUGCUCUCAGUGCCGGCAUGACCAAGAGGAGGUGUCAGAAUGCUCCCAGACGGCUAAUCGUAAGUGCCAGUGCAAGCAGGGCACCUAUUGUAACUCUGAAAACUGUGUGGAGAAGUGCCUUCCAUGCAGCAGCUGUCCUAAGGACAGAGUCAUCAGGCAAUGCAACGCCACCAUGGACACACUGUGUGACACGUUCAAGUCAGACUCAGGGACGCCAGGUUGUCACUGUCUCUGCCUGUCUGGCCCUCUGACUGUUAUAGUUGUCAUAGCUGCUGUCAUCAUCAUCAUUGCUGCUGUCAUCGCCGUCAUUUGGUGUGUUUUAAAAAGAGGUGAGUGA
Molecule: messenger RNA, 573 nt
Organism: Peromyscus californicus insignis
Lineage: Eukaryota; Metazoa; Chordata; Mammalia; Rodentia; Cricetidae
Product: tumor necrosis factor receptor superfamily member 26-like
Exons: 6
Coding region: 1-573 (190 amino acids)
Biological process (GO): TRAIL-activated apoptotic signaling pathway; positive regulation of apoptotic process
Cellular component (GO): plasma membrane; cell surface
Molecular function (GO): protein binding
Source: RefSeq, a predicted model, not a curated record